GCUGCCUGUGACUUAUCCGCAGAGCCAUAAUUACCAACAAGAUGAUUUCCAUAAAACUGUUGCACGAACUUUGAGCCAAGGAUCAACACCGAUGAGCAUGGAUUUCCAUCCACUUCAACAAACUCUUCUUCUUGUUGGUACCAAUGUUGGCGACAUUGGAUUGUGGGAUGUUGGUACCAAAGACAGACUCGUUGUAAGGAACUUCAAAGCCUAGGACCUCAGUAAAUGUACAAUGAUUCUCCAGGCAUCACUGGUUAAGGAUCCAGCUGUGUCAGUUAAUCGCAUAAUAUGGAGUCUUGAUGGAACCUUGUUUGGUGUUGCUUAUUCAAGGCAUAUUGUACAAAUUUAUUCCUAUAAUGGUGGCGACGAUAUUAGACAACACUUGGAGAUUGAUGCACAUAUUGGUGGUGUAAAUGACAUUGCAUUUGGAUUCUACCUUGCCUGGGCAACGCAACAUUUUCACUCUUUGUGCUUCUUGAACUUCUUCCUUCAUCGACAUCCUAAAGAGGUAAUAGAAGCAAAUGGGUAUCAUGAAUUCACAUCUUAGAUGGGAAAAAAAUCU
Zea mays is the source of this 562-nucleotide messenger RNA. RefSeq names its product protein TPR3. Bases 233 to 547 code for a protein of 104 amino acids. The transcript is spliced from 5 exons. Gene Ontology annotation, biological process: regulation of DNA-templated transcription. NCBI's taxonomy places the organism in Eukaryota, Viridiplantae, Streptophyta, Magnoliopsida, Poales, Poaceae. The record is from RefSeq and is a predicted model, not a curated record.